This is a messenger RNA of Ixodes scapularis (black-legged tick), 583 nucleotides long. RefSeq lists its product as uncharacterized. Bases 147 to 500 code for a protein of 117 amino acids. The transcript is spliced from 6 exons. Lineage: Eukaryota; Metazoa; Arthropoda; Arachnida; Ixodida; Ixodidae. The record is from RefSeq and is a predicted model, not a curated record.
CACCCUCGCAACUCCCUCUCCACGCGGGACGGCUAUAAAAUUUAACAGAGCAUUUCUUUUCAAGUCGCUCGAUCUCUGCCCUCUGCGAAGUUCUAAUUAACGCUGUUUAUUUGUGUUGUGAAGACUUGGUUCAUUUUAUCGUCACGAUGAGGAUCGCUUGCGUUUUGAUGGGACUCGCGGUCCUGGUUGCCCUUGUCGAAUCUUCACCUCUCAAACGUCGAUCGUUGUCACAAGAGGCCCAGUUUCGUAAUGCAAUCGAACAAACCUGCGCUCAGGGCCUCAACCUUUCGGCCGAAGAAACUGCCACGAUGGAAAGAGUUCAGGAACUGCAGAAGAGCGGCCAGAUUCGUAUCGACAGCCAAGAUGACGUUGACCGAAUUAUCGAUCAGGAAGCUCCCAGCCGAGCCGUCGCCAACUCCCUCAAGCCGAAAUUUGCAGCCUUGGUUGAGUGCAUAGUAAAUGAAUUCAAGAAGAUGCUUGGACUCCGCCGCCGUCGUUAACGAUCACCACCAUCCUGCUACGAGUCGACGACGGCCUUAUCACUUCGCAGUUUCACUAGAAAUAAACUUUCUGAUUUGGCGUA